Molecule: messenger RNA, 1536 nt
Organism: Cajanus cajan (pigeon pea)
Lineage: Eukaryota; Viridiplantae; Streptophyta; Magnoliopsida; Fabales; Fabaceae
Product: cysteine-rich receptor-like protein kinase 43
Biological process (GO): protein phosphorylation
Molecular function (GO): ATP binding; protein kinase activity
Source: RefSeq, a predicted model, not a curated record
GACGUGUUUUCAUUCGAGGAAAACUUUGUUGAAUUAAGAAACACUUCUUCAUCUUUUUCAGUUCCCAAAUUCGCAUCUUCUACAACAACAUCAAUCCCUUCGUUUUUGUUUCAUGGGCUCAUUUCGGGUGCCAUAUAUACAGCGCCAUGACCAAACCCAGCACCUUUUUUCAUAACCUCAUCAAGCCCUUCAAAUUCACUUCCAAUAAAGAAGGACAGAGCGAAGACGACAUACAGAACUUAGCUUCCCAGGAGCAGAAGAUCUUUCCCUACGAAACAUUGGUUGCUGCUACAAAGAAUUUUCACAUUCUUAAUAAGCUUGGUGAGGGAGGAUUUGGACCCGUCUAUAAGGGGAAAUUGAAUGACGGGAGAGAGAUUGCAGUGAAGAAGUUGUCGCAUAGAUCGAAUCAAGGGAAGACGCAGUUCCUUAACGAGGCGAGGUUGUUGGCACGUGUGCAACACCGUAAUGUGGUGAAUUUGUUCGGUUAUUGUACCCAUGGCUCAGAGAAGCUUCUUGUUUACGAGUAUGUCCCACGUGAGAGCCUUGACAAGCUUCUCUUCAAAUCCCAGAAGAGAAAAGAGUUAGAUUGGAAACGCAGAUACGACAUAAUAAGCGGGGUGGCAAGGGGUUUGCUAUAUCUUCACGAAGACAGUCACAACUGCAUAAUCCACCGAGACAUAAAGGCAAGUAACAUCUUACUCGACCAAAAAUGGCUUCCCAAGAUCGCAGAUUUCGGCCUCGCUCGCCUCUUCCCAGAAGACCAAACCCAUGUCAACACACGUGUGGCUGGAACCAAUGGGUAUUUGGCUCCGGAAUAUUUGAUGCAUGGACAUCUAUCCGUGAAGGCAGACGUAUUUAGCUAUGGGGUUUUAGUGUUGGAGUUGAUCACUGGCCACCGAAACUCAUCCUUUCAUUUGGACGUCAAUGCACAAAAUCUCCUCGAUUGGCUGACAGGCAUACAGGCUAUACAAGAAGGGGAGGGCAUUGGAGAUGGUGGACCCCACAUUGGCCUCUACAGUGGUAAACGAAGAAGCAAAAAUGUGCAUUCAACUGGGUCUGCUCUGCACUCAAGGCGAUCCACAACAGCGUCCUACCAUGGGGCGUGUGGUGGUCAUGUUGUCAAGGAAACCAGGCCACAUGGAAGAACCGGCAAGACCGGGAGUACCCGGUUCCAGGCUUAGAAGACUCUCUCCCAGACCCUUUCCUAUGUCUUCCUCUACUAUGGGAUCUUCGCGAGAUGUUGAUGACACUUCUGGUUCCACCAACUAUGCCUCUUCUGAAACGCCAACCACAAGCUCCAAUGACACGCGAGGGAAACGACCCAUGCAAGGUUAGAUUCAACAAUCAUGGAUACAGUUGGUAUUAUUCAAGAGAGAAUAACCCCAACUACAUUAUACUAUUGGACCUAAGUUUUGUUGUUGAGCAAAUCCAUCGGUUCCUAUUAUUAUUCUUUUAUGAUCUAAUCAUGUAAAUAAAUAUUACUGGCUGACGCUGUCAUGUAAAUGUUACGAGGAGUAGGGAAAUUUUUCAGAGCCA